AGGGCUCGGCCGGAGAGCCACGCCUGGGGCGCUCGCAGCAAUGGCGGCCGGAGAGAUCCAGCAGGGCAGCCGUCUCCAGCAGUUGAACAAACGGGUGAACUUCAUGGAUCCAGGUUUCCAGCAGAAACUGGAAGACGAGAAGGAACUCAUCCGCCGGGCCAUCCAGAAGGAGCUGAAGAUGAAGGAAGGGGCGGAAAACCUGCGGCGGGUGACCACCGACAAGAAGAACCUGGUGCAUGUGGAGAAUGUCUUGAAAUCUUCCAACCGCAAACUGGAGCGGCUACACUGGGAACUGCGAGAGCUCAACGCCCGGAUAGUAGCCACUGAGAAAGAGGAGACGAUAACAGAUGGAAACGUGUCCCCGGAUCCUUGCCUCUGGGAGAGGAACCCAAACCCCGUGGCGAAGAGAAUAGAGGCUCUGAAGAAACAGCUUCACAUCGAACUGAAGGUGAAGCAGGGAGCAGAGAACAUGAUCCAGAUGUAUUCUAGCGCCCCAAAGGAACGGAAGCUGCUGGCCACCGCUCAACAGAUGCUCCAGGACAGCAAGACCAAGAUCGAGCUGAUCCGGAUGCAGAUUGUGAAGGCGUCUCAGUGCCCAGGUGGCGGGGAGGAUGGAGUGGAUCCCGCAGUGAGGAACGGAGGCACCAUCAGCCUGCUGGACCUGCGUCUGGAAGAGCUCCGGCAUCGCCUGCGGAUUGAAACCGCAGUAGCUGAAGGGGCCAAAAACGUGGUGAAAAUUCUGGGCAGCAGGCGUGUGCAGGACCGUAAAGUUUUGGCAGAGGCUCAGGCUUGCUUGCAAGAAUCUGCGCAGAAAAUCGACUUGCUGCGCCUCUCCCUGGAGCAACUUCUGGGCGAACUUUCCCCGGAUCAUCCCAAGAGAGCACUCAUAAAGCAGGAGCUGGUGAACACAUUCUGUCUGGGCACUCAGCAGGGCGGUGGGCAGCCCGUCACGACUCUGAUCAAGCCCACGGCCCUUACAGGGAUGCUGGAAGUGCGCUUGAUGGGCUGCCAGGACCUUCUGGAAAGGGUGCCAGGCCGUUCCCGAGUGGCCAGCUCCAUGCCCAUCUUCGGGAGCCCCACUGAUUUGAAGCCCUUGACUCGGACGUGGGCUGGUGUGAACAUCCACGGCCGUGGGGCUGCCACAAAACACGUUCGGAAUGAGGAACUGGGCAGUGAAGUUCUUGCUCUGCUCAAGGUGGACAACAAAGUGGUCGGGCACACGAACUGGGGACCAGUGAACAACCAAGCUUGGGACCAAACCUUUAUCAUUGAACUGGAUCGAUCCCGGGAGCUGGAGAUCUCGGUAUAUUGGCGCGACUGGAGAGAACUGUGUGCAGUGAAAUACUUGCGCUUGGAUGACUUCCUCGAUAAUGAACGCCACGGCAUGUGCCUCUCCCUUGAACCUCAAGGGCUGCUUUUUGCAGAGGUAACAUUCAACAACCCUGUGAUUGAGAGGCGCUCCAAGCUGCAACGUCAGAAGCGCAUUUUUCCCAAACAAAAAGGGAAAGAGUUCCUCCGGGCCUCUCAGAUGAAUAUCAACAUUGCCACGUGGGGGCGUCUGAUGAUGAGUAUCUUACCACCUUGCAGUUCUCUGAACACCGUGAGCCCCCCUUUUCGGGCUUCCCCUCGCACGGGCCUGGCUUCCGUAGCCCCUUCCCAGAGCCAAACAGAACUGGUGUCUGCACUGGAUGGGACUUUGGAAGAAAGAUCUCCCCCAAACACGUCUCCCAAAUGCAGCGACUGCCCGGUGGCUAAACUGACCUUCGACGCUGAGCCACCUCCGAAGCCACCCCGCCUCUUCCUGCAGCCUUCUCCCCAAAAGUUGGAACAGCUUCCUGUAGCUUCUUUGUCUCUCAAAAAGCUACACCUCGACGAAAGACCUCUUGGCCGAGAAGCGGCUGGUCGGGCUUCUUUGAGGAAGAAAACCAUCCAACUCGAGGACUUCUGCUGUCUUGCCAUGCUGGGUCGGGGCCACUUUGGAAAGGUGUUGCUGGCGCAGCACAAGGCGACGGGCAAGCUGUAUGCCAUCAAAGCCCUGAAGAAGCAUGACAUCCUCAGCCGGGAUGAGAUGGACAGCUUGAAUUGCGAGAAGCGAAUCUUCGAAGUGGUCAAUUCUUCCGGCCACCCUUUCCUGGUGAACAUGUUUGCUUGCUUCCAGACCCCCAGUCACGCUUGUUUUGUGAUGGAAUACACCCCCGGGGGGGACCUCAUGAUGCGCAUUCAUUCCGACGUCUUUUCAGAGCACAUGACACGGUUCUACUCUGCUUGUGUGGUCUUGGGCCUCCAGUUCCUGCAUGACAAGAAGAUAAUUUAUAGGGACCUAAAGUUGGAUAAUCUGCUCUUAGAUGUGCGGGGCUUUGUGAAGAUUGCCGAUUUUGGACUUUGUAAGGAAGGAAUGGGCUUUGGCGACCGGACCAGCACCUUCUGCGGCACCCCGGAGUUUCUGGCUCCAGAAGUGCUGACAGAUCCCUCCUACACCCGGGCAGUGGACUGGUGGGGGCUGGGCGUGCUCAUUUUCGAGAUGCUGGUUGGUGAGUCUCCAUUCCCCGGUGACAAUGAAGAGGAGGUUUUUGACAGUAUUGUCAAUGAAGAUGUCCGUUACCCACGAUUCCUUUCUACAGAGACUAUCUCCAUAAUCCGAAAGCUCCUCCGGAAGUGUCCAGAGCGGCGCCUUGGAGCCGGAGCAUCAGAUGCCGAGGAGAUUAAGAUCCAGCCCUUUUUCAAGGAGAUCGAUUGGGAUGCCCUCUUUGCCAAGACCAUAAAGCCCCCGUUUGUGCCCACUUUGAAAGGUGCCACCGACAUCAGCAACUUCGACCAGGAGUUCACCUCCCAGAAGGCCGUCUUGACCCCACCCGAUGACCUCCCAGUCCUUACGCCAGAGCAGCAGGCCGUCUUCAAGGACUUCGAUUUUGUCUCCCGACACCUCUUAGAGGCCUGAUCUGGCAUGGCUGAAGGCCCCUCUCUUCUUUGCUGCUGGAGGAAAGACUCAGGCACUGGCUGGGUAUAAUGAAGUUUGCAAAAUGCUCAUGAAUGCACACGAAGGCUUGUUGGGAACAGAAUGACGUUUUCCAGCACAGAUGGGGAGAAAAUAUUUUUACCCGGAGAACUUUGCCUUCUGCACGGCCUCAAAGUAUUUUUACCUGGAGACCUUCACUUUCUGCACAACUUAGGCCAGCUCACUGUGCUCUGCUGGAAAGCGUAGGGCAAUUAAAAAACAUUGUUUGGAAACAAGGCUGCUGAUGCUGUGACAGCAUUGUGGCAGAAGCAGGAGUCCUCAGACCACCUCCUGCUACUGUUUGGUCCAAAGUAGAACUUUUGAAACUCUCUCCACAUGGUGUUCUAAAGCUUCUUGGAAGUUUGAUUUCGGACGAGGUGGCGAUAUUAAAGGGACAGGAAGCACAAUGGCACUGAAGUCUCCCCAAAAAUCCUCACCAUGUCCAAAGCCACCCAAAAUACCCCACCCACACACACACCUGUGUACAAACACAAGCAUCUUCAGGAAAGAUCUGGCAAGCUUUCUCAGAGAUAGACAGUUGGCAGGUCCAGAUGACGCUUGGCUUCGCUCUCCAAGCGUUGUGUUAGAUGAAGUCUACAAAAAAAGCUAGGAUGGCGGAGGAGCUGUUGAAUCGAAGGCUGCUCAUCUCUCCUCUGAUGGAAUGUUUUCAAGACAAAAAGGAGAGCUCUCGGGGCGAUUCCCAAGUGUGCAGUUGACUUAUGCGGCAGGCAGGACAGCUGUGCGUUGGGCUCCUGUUAAUGUUGGGCGCUGUGGAGUUGAAUGCGAUUUUUUGUUGUUGUCAGUGCUCAGAUGUUGGAGAGAAAGUCGCACCUAUGAACCUUUCACGUGCGCGUGGAAUGUCUGCUGCAAGUUUACAUUUGUAGAGAGAUUGUGAAUCAGCCCUGAGGCUUAGUCAGGGCAAAGACUCUCAAUCGUUGCUUAGUCAUAUAAUGGUUUUCUUAUGAAGAGUGUAUUAAAAUUUCACAGCUUUUGCUGCGAAAGCUGCUGCGUUUCCACUGCCUACCCAUCCUUUUGAUUAUUCUAGCACCCUUAAAUACCUUAUUAACACUCCCUAUUAUAUUUUUAAGGAUGUAUCCGUAUCCAGCACAUGGGUUUCUUCCCCAUUUUGUCAGUAAAGAUGUCACCGCAACGAACGUGCUUCAAUCAGACUUCUGUUUCCGUGCAAUUCCUUUACAGCUCGGGCUAUAUCUGUUUCAUAGGACAGGGAUGCUUUAUAUUAAAGAGAAAAUGAAAUGUUUGGUAAAUACCAACCUGGACAGGCAACGUCUGGUUUAGUAUCUCUGAGAGAUGCAUGCAACAUAUGCCUUCAGACGCCUUCUGUGAUUUGCUAUUUAAGAUUAAAUUGCUUUGAAUGUGAA
Molecule: messenger RNA, 4374 nt
Organism: Heteronotia binoei (common prickly gecko)
Lineage: Eukaryota; Metazoa; Chordata; Lepidosauria; Squamata; Gekkonidae
Gene: PKN3
Product: protein kinase N3
Exons: 22
Coding region: 41-2938 (965 amino acids)
Biological process (GO): protein phosphorylation; signal transduction
Molecular function (GO): ATP binding; protein serine/threonine kinase activity; small GTPase binding
Source: RefSeq, a predicted model, not a curated record